Messenger RNA from Dunckerocampus dactyliophorus (ringed pipefish), 1695 nucleotides. RefSeq names its product methenyltetrahydrofolate synthetase domain containing (gene mthfsd). The transcript has 8 exons. Gene Ontology annotation, molecular function: RNA binding. Gene Ontology annotation, cellular component: cytoplasm. The record is from RefSeq and is a predicted model, not a curated record. Bases 125 to 1552 code for a protein of 475 amino acids. NCBI's taxonomy places the organism in Eukaryota, Metazoa, Chordata, Actinopteri, Syngnathiformes, Syngnathidae.
GUAGAGAGAAUAAACAUUGUCACGCAGCUGUUCCUGUCGUGUUACGUUACUUGCAUAUCACAUCUCACAUGUAAUUUCUUCCUUCAAAAGAUAAACGGAAUAAUUGUUUCUGUGACAUAACGCCAUGGAGCCUCUUAUAAAAAUCAGUCAAGGAGCAACAAAAUGGGACAUUCGUCAAAAAGUUUGGGACUACAUCGAAGACAAGAAUCUGGCUAACUUCCCCAGGCCUGUUCACAACAGAAUUCCUAAUUUCAAGGGGGCUUUCACAGCCUGUGCCAAAGUGUCUGAGCUGCAAGUGUUUACCCAGACAGCUGAGGUGAAGGUGGAUCCUGAUAAACCUCUGGAGGGUGUCCGACUCGCAGUGUUGCAGGCACACAAAACUUUAUUGGUCCCAACCCCUCGUCUUCGUUCUGGCCUUUUUAACAAGAUUGUUCCUCCCCAGGGAGCCAACAAAGAACAGCUGCGUAUAUGCUCUUCCUCACAGGGUGUGAAAGAGUUUAGCGUGCCAAUUGGCCUGGAUGCCAAAGUCAAGGUGGACCUUGUGGUGGUUGGCUCUGUGGCCGUGUCAGAGAAAGGUUUCCGCAUUGGAAAAGGUGAAGGCUAUGCAGACUUGGAGUACGGAAUGAUGGCCUCAAUGGGAGCUGUGGAUGAGUCUACAGUUGUGGUCACUGUUGUCCACGACUCUCAGGUAGUGGACAUAUCUGAGGAGAUCAUAGAAAGUCAUGACCUGACUGUGGACUACAUACUCACUCCUAGCAGAGUUAUAAAGACAAAUUGCCUGUCUCCAAAGCCACAAGGAAUCAUCUGGACAAAGCUGGACACAGCAAAGCUGGAGAAGAUGCCCAUUCUGAAGAAGCUCCUGACCCUGGAGGAGCAGGCAGGGAAGGAUGUCAUGCUUGGGACAGAGCCUCCUGCAACUGAGCCUCCUUUGCGAAAUGAUCACCCCAAAAGGCAGAACAGACGCAGGCCAAGGCAGAAAGCCCGACAAGACACCCAGGAAGAUUCCAAUGAGGAGAAAAGUGUGGAGCCAGUACAGAACACCAGACGGAAUCCACCUCGAGUGAGGAAAGAAAGCAGAGGAAGUGAGGGAGAGGAUGUCGAAAGGAGAAGGAGAAAGGGUCGAGGAGGAGGGAAUAUGAAGGAGAAGAGUUCAGAGGAGACUGGAGGCGAAGGUCUGACCCAAAGUAAGAGCAUUCCUGGUGUAACCACAGUAUAUCUGGGUGGGAUCCCCACAGGGGUACGUGUGAGCGCACUGAAGAUCGCCCUCAGAGAGAGAGAGGCAGGGCCACUCAGGCUAACCUGGCAGGGAGCUCAGCACCGGGCCUUCCUGGACUACAGCGAUCAGCAGGCUGCCGAGAAGGCCCUUGAGGCUCUGCAGGGGCUCAGUCUGAACGGUCAGAGUGUGCAGGCCGCGCUGGCCAAGAGCCAACGCCGCAGCAAGAAGCCCGGUCCAUCCAAUCGGAGACCAAAACCAGCGGCAGCGACCGCUGCGACAUGCGAUGCAGAAGCCACCAGUUCAAAGAGCGAAGCCCCUGAAAAGACUGAGCAGUAAAAACACAAAUAACUGUGCACUAACCUUAAAAUGCCUUAUAACACUUUGGUUUGUUUAAAUGUAUCUUGAUUGGUUACACUAGAGCCAGAUGUUUAUAUUGAGCAACAUCUAAAUAAAAUAUGCAACAAAACUAUCUCUAAAUG